Aspergillus melleus is the source of this 1233-nucleotide messenger RNA. RefSeq lists its product as uncharacterized. The coding region runs from base 1 to 1233 and encodes 410 amino acids. The record is from RefSeq and is a predicted model, not a curated record. The transcript has 3 exons. NCBI's taxonomy places the organism in Eukaryota, Fungi, Ascomycota, Eurotiomycetes, Eurotiales, Aspergillaceae.
AUGGGUCCCAAUGGAGAGGACAGCUCCGCUGAGGUUACAGUGGCUGUUGGUGCUGGUAUUCAACCGGCACAUCCUGGCCUUUGCUCUCUCAAAUGGGCUGUCAGUGGAGGAUGGUGGCAUCGCUCGAGCUACACAGGAGCUCUGCUGUUCAACAUCGGCGCUUUUACGCUUCCUGCACUGUACGCCACACUAGUCAAGGUCUGGAUUGCCAACAUCGACUCCUCCCUAGUCGUCACCACAGACGUGUAUACCUAUAUCGGUACUAUUGCAGAGGUCCUCAAUGAAGGUCUUCCCCGUGCCGUCUGGGUAACGAUUGCCGACAAAUCCACGCGAUCGUAUGAAUCUCGUUUGGGCCUCGCGUACACUCUAAUAACGAUUCAGACUGUACUAGGGCUCAUCAUGAGUAUAACCUUUACUGGAGCAGCCAGGGCAUUUGCAGCAACGUUCGUUCCGCGUGAGGCCCAAGAGGCUAGUAUCACCUAUGUCCGAAUCAGUGCGUUCUCGGCUCUGAGCUCUGCUAUUGAGGUUGCGGCAUCGAAUGCGACAAGGGCUUUGGAUAAGCCCGACGUUCCCCUCCUGAUAAGCACUGUCAAGGUCGUGGUGAACAUUGUGCUGGAUCUACUCGUGAUAUCCAAGUUCCACGUAGGCGGCUGGACCCCAAACGUCAACAUACAGGCCGUGAUCCGUCUGAGCUGUGAUAUGAUUGCUGCUGUCUCGGGCUUAGUCUAUUUCAUCAUAACUACGAACAGAACCCAGACCCAGAAUAAACGGCCCUGGAGCAGAGAGAUGAUUAAUUUGUCUGCUCUUUUCACACUCCUUAAGCCUGGUUCUCUCACCUUCGUGGAGUCAGCCAUCCGGAAUACGCUCUAUCUUUGGCUGGUGGCCGGAAUCGUCUCCAUGUCAGCAGAUUACGCUACAGCCUGGGGUAUCUUCACUACAAUCCGAUGGGGACUUGUCAUGGUACCGGUUCAGGCCUUGGAGGCGACAUCACUAGCUUUUGUUGGGCAUGUUUGGGCCUCAUUCAAGAACAACGAUAUACAGUGUGGGAAGUACAGGAAGUUCUUGGUGACCACACGACCAGCAUUACUUGCUGCUUUUAUUGCCAUGGUUAUCGAGGUACCGCUUUGCAUCUUCCUCGCCAUAUUCGGUUGUAAACCAUUUGCGUUCUAUCUCAGCCAGUCCGAAGCGGUGGCCGAGAUUACAGCGCACAUGUGGAAAACGAUAGAUUGGUGA